CCUCUUCCCUCCCUCUCUCGUUGGUCCACAAUGGUACAGCCAGCAUCUUGCAGCACAAUGGUUGCAAGGUGGUGAGCCGAGGGUGAGUGAUUCAGCACCAGCGAACUUCUGCUUUUUUUUCCUUUUCCUCAUCGUCUUUUUGUCAGCCUUCAGCAAUGAUCACCGCAAUGUUUCUCGUCGGGAUGUUUUGAAAAAGGACCGUCACCGGACUGGGAUCGUCAUCAGCUGGCACGGAAUGGUAUUUAUGAGCAGACAUUUCUUAUAUAACUGCAGCCAACCCAUCCUGGAUGUGAAGAUAGCUUUUUGUCAGGUGUGUGUUCCUUACAGGUAAAAAAGGGUUUUGGAAAACAAGUGGAUGUGUCAUAUAUCGCCAAACAUUACAACAUGAGUAAAAGCAAAGUGGACAACCAGUUCUACAGCGUGGAAGUGGGAGACUCCACUUUCACAGUUUUAAAACGUUACCAGAAUUUAAAGCCCAUUGGCUCUGGAGCUCAGGGAAUUGUCUGUGCUGGCUAUGAUGCUGUCCUGGACAGAAAUGUAGCCAUCAAGAAGCUGAGCAGACCCUUCCAGAACCAGACCCAUGCCAAGAGGGCAUACCGGGAGUUGGUGCUCAUGAAAUGUGUCAAUCACAAAAAUAUCAUCAGUUUAUUAAAUGUCUUCACACCACAGAAAUCAUUAGAGGACUUCCAGGAUGUGUACCUAGUGAUGGAGCUGAUGGAUGCCAACUUGUGCCAGGUGAUUCAGAUGGAGCUUGACCACGAGAGAAUGUCCUACCUGCUCUACCAGAUGUUGUGUGGUAUCAAACAUCUGCACUCAGCCGGCAUUAUUCACAGGGACCUCAAACCAAGCAAUAUAGUGGUGAAGUCAGACUGCACCCUGAAGAUCCUGGACUUUGGUCUGGCCAGGACCGCAGGCACCAGCUUCAUGAUGACUCCUUAUGUGGUGACUAGAUACUACAGAGCCCCAGAGGUUAUCCUAGGCAUGGGGUACAAAGAGAAUGUGGAUUUAUGGUCGGUGGGGUGCAUUAUGGGAGAAAUGGUGCGCCACAAAAUCCUCUUCCCUGGGCGGGACUAUAUCGACCAGUGGAACAAGGUGAUUGAGCAGCUGGGCACACCCCUACCAGAGUUCAUGAAGAAGCUUCAGCCCACAGUGAGGAACUACGUCGAGAACCGGCCAAAGUACGCAGGUCUCACCUUUCCCAAGCUGUUCCCCGACUGCCUUUUCCCUGCUGACUCUGAGCACAACAAACUCAAAGCUAGCCAGGCCAGAGACCUGCUGUCUAAGAUGCUGAUCAUUGAUCCCGCUAAACGGAUAUCGGUGGACGAUGCCUUGCAGCACCCCUACAUCAACGUGUGGUACGAUCCAGCCGAGGUGGAGGCGGCCAGAGAUCUCAUCCAAAUAUCCAUGCCUCCACCUCAGAUCUACGACAAGGCGCUGGAUGAAAGAGAACACUCCAUUGAUGAAUGGAAAGAACUCAUUUACAAAGAGGUGAUGAACUUUGAGGAGAGAACGAAGAAUGGCGUAGUGAAGGGACAGCCUUCACCUUCAGGUGCAGCCGUGAACAGCAGCGAGAGCCUCCCUCCCUCCUCCUCCAUAAACGACAUCUCCUCCAUGUCCACCGACCAGACCCUGGCCUCAGACACCGACAGCAGCCUGGAGACCUCCGCAGGACCCCUGGGGUGUUGCAGGUGACUAGCCGCCUGCCUGCGAAACCCCAUGUUCUUCCGAAGGUGAAGAACCCAACCGAGAUGACCCGACUGCAAAUACACACACAGACAGACACACACACAAAAAAAAGAGUAAAGAUCAAAAUGAAUAUAUUAAGAACAAAAACACGAGUCAUGUAAACACAGAAAUGAUGAAAUCUAAAGCCUGUGCAUUGUCAUUCAAAAACAUCAGUGGUAUUUAAACUGAAGUAAAUGAGAUAUAUGUUAAUGAUCCUCUAGUUGCUUUGCUUAUAUUACCCCACAUAUCUUGUAUAUGGCAUCCAAACGAAACGACCAAAUGCUUCGACUUGCGUCUCCUAUAAAGUGCAUACCGGCUGGCUGCUGGUCUCCCAAUUCCUUACAAAAGCAUUUAUGCACCAAUCAUCGUGGCAAGGUGGGCUGCCAUUUUGCUCAUCACUACUGUACAAUACGUUCUCCCUCUGCCCUUUCCCUAUCAAACCCCUUAUGUAAUGACACUGCUGUAUUUUAACCUCGAGGCUGUGUCUCAGACGCCCUCAUAACCACCCAACACAACCCCCAAUGUAAGGUUGCCUGAUUCGUGUGUUUGUAUGUGGUUAUUCUGCAGGGAUAUGUAGUCUCUCACCCAGAGCGGCGCUUCCUGCGCUACUUGUAAAUAAUGUAAUUCUGUACAGCUGAAGGGCACACAGAGUGGGACUGAUGGCCAGUACACUGGGAGGUUUUUUUUUCUGACUAGCACACCUUGCCACAUCACCGCUUUCCACCUCAGUUGCCCCCUGCCUAUUGCUGUAGUCCUGCAUGAUUAGAUUAAACUCAAUGCUAAUCUCACUGUAUGCUAAAAUGAGUCUGUAUACAUACUUUUGUUUAUAUACGAUGUAAACUAACUGAACUCCAGACAUUGGGGGUAGGGGGGGGGGGGGGGGGGGGGGGGCGCUGGUCACAGGGUAGGACCAGUGAGUGUGUGUGCGUGUGUGUGUGUGUGUGUGUUAACCACAGGCAAGCCAUUGAGACAUUAGUAAAUGUCAGGGCUGAGUUCGGGACUUUAAAGGGUCAGUACAUUCUGAAAUAAAUGAUUUUGAUUGUGCUCAGACUUCAUGAAGUUACCCUUCAGGGGUUUAGGAAGUCUGAUUUGUGUGUAAUGUCCCUUUUAUUUCUCCUGGCAGUGUAAGAUCCGUUCCUCCGCAGCUCCACGCUGGCCCACAGCCCCGCAUGUCAUUGUGUACCAUUAACCCCUCAUAGGCACAGGUGGUUGGUCUGUUUCGCUGUGGGGUUGCCCACAAGGAGACCAUUCUUAUUUAUUUGAUUGUCUGAAACAUGGAAGGCUUUUAGAAAAGGGAUACAAAUGAUACAGUGGGAAGUUUAAAGGCGGGUGAUGAGUAGCAAUGUAUCAUUUUGUUCUCAAGAAAACCCAUGUACAUUCUUUCACUACACAACGCACAAAAACUAAAAUGUUUUUGUCAAUAAAACUAGAUAGAGGCAACCCAACAGUUAUGUUGACAACAUUAUUUCUUAGCUAGAAGAGCUUAUUUAUUGAAUUAUUUAUUUUAAUGGAUGGAACCUGAAUAUGGCAAGUGCCUUUUGGAAUGAAGCAUCGCAAGUGCAGAAAUGGUAUUAUUUUGGGUAUUUUUUCCUAUGCUUCUUCUUUUUCUGCCUUAAAACUAUCCGAAUCCCCAAUCCACCAAUGUUGGUGGAAACAUAAAAAUAAACACUGUUUAGCCAGAUGUUGGCGCUUUAACUUUAAGGUCUAGCCAGUGACGGCGACUUUUUGUGGUGUGAAAUCAAACUGCUUUCUUCAGAUUGUAAGGCUAUAAAGAUACCUGUGCUAGUUUUUACACAACAUGAAAGGUUUUCUGCCAUUUUGCAUAUUGAUUUAAUCAAAUUUCUCCUCAAACUGAAUCUCCAUAAAAUAAUGUCAUCAGAUUUUCUUAAACUGGGACCCGAGCACACAAACACUUACAGUUACAGCCCACCACUGUAGGUCACAUCCAACAUUUUGAUAUUUCACCCAGAGCCAAAAAGACCAUCUAAAGUCCAUCCCAUUCAAAACAUGAGAUCCACUGCUCACAACAACAACAACAGUUUUAGCUACAGUUGUGAGUAUGCAACAGUUGAUUUAAUUGAAGGUGUUCCUACAGCUACUAAAGCUUUUCUUUUCUUUUCAUGCUUUAGAUACAAAACACUCAAACUAGAAGUAGGUGAUCCACAGUAUAACUUGUCUACUACGUGCAUGUCUUAUUUAUUCUGAGUUAAAUAGUUCACAUUAUCUUGGUUUCCACAGCCAUAUUCCAUGUUCUCACGCAGGGUGUGGGUUUAUGGGCAAAGAACCAUUAACAGAUGUUGGGUUUAAAAACACAUUUUACAAGCAAAGGAAUAAUUUCUGUUGUAACAAUUCUUCCGUCGGAUGGAAAGACUUUCUAUAAACUGUGAACUGUAUUUGUUUUUGGAGAUAUCGCUCCGCUUUAUGCAUAGUUAGAUCAGAGUUUCCGUCACCAAAGGACAAUCAGGCAACUGACAACAUACAAAGAUAAGAUUUUACACUAUCCCUUCAUGAAACAAACAUCCGUUUGUUUCCAGCACGUCAAAACACUAUUUACAUUACUUUCUCUUUCCUGUUUAUGGGAACUGCAUGACUCAAAUGUCCGCUAUUUAAGAAUGACGGUUCAAUGUCAUGACAUUGUUAAAACAUCCUAGAGGUGUGAUAACAGCACUGUUUAGUUGGACGUCUACUGUUAUUUGACAGUCUAACUGUAUCUCUGGUUCAGAUGCUACAGCACAGUGGUUUACUUUCUGCAUGGAGUCUACCUAAAGCACCUCGUCGCUGUACAUGCGAUGUCUCAGACUGAUAUUAAUAACUUCUAAUAGCUACUUUGUUGACACUCUUCCUGCCUGUGGCUUGUGUGCAGUGAAACACACACCGACUCGCAGUACCUUAGCAGAGCUAAGAGGGUGACUGAGGGCGGCGGCUUCAGAAUAAGCUACGGCUGGCUUGACGCUCUGUUCAGGGUCUGGCCAGGGCAAUCUUUACAGGGUGCAACUUUGAAAUUUCCUUGUGUUUUUGAAAAUGUUCAGAUGAAUCUCUCACAAAAAAGGGGUCUAAGUGUUUUGAGUCGACUCCUAGACCACAGAUACGGUACCACGAUACUGUUGCAGAUAUUACUACAGGGCAUUCAUAUCCAUCCCAACUACAUUCUUCUUUUCGAGUCCAAAUACUGAAACAUGUUCCAUCUUUUUUUGCUCUGAAUGUGAUCUUUUUAUAAGACGUCCCUCCAGACAAUUCUGUUGUAAUAAAGAGGUGCUUUUGAUCCUGUGUAACGCGCCUGAAGUAGAGAUGAUUCUAACAGCUGGGUCGUCAGCACUGAAUGUAGAAAUGAAUUGUUUCACUCACUUCACUGCUGCCCUGCAGUGUGUGUGUAUGUGUGAUUUCAAAUUAACCAGCAUUCAACACAAACUGUCUGUAAGGUUGAAUUGGAAGAUGUGACCUACAGACGGAUUAUUUAACAGUUCAUGUUUUCACAUUUUUUCUUUCAACACAAGAUUUUGUGGGAUCGCUUAUAAGAAUGUUGAUGGAGAGUCGGUACAGUCGUGUGUUUGGAAGUAGUUCAUGUGUGUAUUCACAUUCAGUCACAUCAACCUUAGAAUUUAGAAAUGUGUCAACUACUAAUCCUGCUCCUAUUUGUUUUGUCACAAGGGAUUUAAAGUUAUCUCUUGUAGAUUCAGGAUUCAAAUUGUCAUGUCCGUCAGCCAUUUAUUUGUAAUCUGAAGAUGGCUGGCGUCUCAUUCAGCCAUAACAUUAAUGCCGAUAUCACAAGUUAGGAUGCAUCUUGUACUCAGCUGUGCCAACAUAAAAUCUUUGGACUCAGUACUUGUGACCCCCAGUUUAUUGAUUUUCACCUCUUUCUUUCAAGUCAUAUUGUAUAUAACAACAAUCCAACAAUGCAAUAAAAACUUUAUUGCACUCAGACAGGGAGGCAAGCUACUGCAAGGGUCGGGCGAUGCUGAAAUGUUUAGAGUCUUUAAAUGUGGAACUCUACAGUAAUGAAACCCUGUAUAGCUCAUCUGAAUCAGGUGAUGUUGUUCUUCAAUUCUUUUACAAUUACCUUCUCUCUUCUUUCUUUUACUCCAUGCUGUUUUUAAUGAAUCAUUCUUUUGACAUUGUCAGGUUGAAAAAAAGAAGAAAAUAAAUUAUAUCUGUUUCACGCUGAUCUCAAAGCUUCAGGCUAUAGCGUUUCAAAUAAAGUCAAAACAAAUGCAAAAGAAAAAGAAAAAAAAAUACUGAAAGCUGUUACUGUAAACACGACAUUUUAAAGGAACUGUGUAUGUAAAAAUAGUAUAUGUAUGUGAUUGAAAAUAAAAACAAAAUCUUUGAUCUUGGA
Messenger RNA from Anarrhichthys ocellatus (wolf-eel), 6058 nucleotides. It is a transcript of the gene mapk10, whose product is annotated as mitogen-activated protein kinase 10. Gene Ontology annotation, biological process: protein phosphorylation. The transcript is spliced from 14 exons. The record is from RefSeq and is a predicted model, not a curated record. Lineage: Eukaryota; Metazoa; Chordata; Actinopteri; Perciformes; Anarhichadidae. Gene Ontology annotation, molecular function: MAP kinase activity; ATP binding. Bases 385 to 1692 code for a protein of 435 amino acids.